ACGUCACGUGCUCCGCCCUGCCUUGCUCGCCACUCCCCGGGAGGUUUGGAUCUUGGGAGGUUGGGCAGGGUUUUCUUCUCCUCUCCUUGCACUGCUGCAGAACAGCCAUAAUGGGAUUGGACUGGGUUGGUUUUGGCUAUGCAGCAUUAGUGGCCUCUGGAGGAAUGAUCGGCUAUGCAAAAGCAGGCAGUGUUCCAUCUUUAGCUGCCGGACUUCUCUUUGGGAGUCUAGCUGGACUGGGAGCUUACCAGCUGUCUCAAGACCCAAAGAACAUUUGGCUUUCUCUGAUUGCUUCUGGAACCUUAGCUGGUAUUAUGGGCAUGAGAUUCUACAACUCAGGAAAAUUUAUGCCUGCGGGACUGAUUGCUGGUGCAAGUUUACUGAUGGUUGGGAGACUUGGACUGAAGAUGUAUGGAAAACCCCAUGAGGGCUAAUGGGCCAUUCCAGGUGGUUUGAGAUACAGAUAAAAAGGCUGGAUAUGCACCAAAUCGAAUGCACUAUGCAACAGAGCAACAGAAGACAUCAUAAAUACUAAAUGGACUAAUUUUAACAUUCUGUCUUGAUAUAUGAAGAUAUAGUUCCACAUUCCAGGAGUAAGUACUAUUUCUGAUAUGAAAACUAGUAUGGUAUCUUUUCUUGCAAUUCUCUUUCUUCUAAGUUAAAGGCAACAUGUGUGGUUAGAAAGGCAGAAUCCAGUGGUUGUCUUAAUGGAGCUCAUAAAUGUGUGAGCUAGGUUGGAAGGUCUGACUGGAUGUCAGAUUUGCUGCUCUGCUGCAGUAAAGAUAUCAGACAAAAUAUGACCAGGCUGAGCCUCCUUCUACUCCCUGAUCCCAGUUGCCUUAUUGUAGCUUUGAGCAUAGACUCCUACACAGCAUGCUAGUACAACCCCAAUAUUGUUGAGUGAGUGGGCUUAUUAACAAAAGACCCCCCUCAUAAAUGUACAGCACAGUAACUUAUCAGUAACAGUGUGACUCAGCACCAGAAGCUCAAAGUGAUAAAAAGAACAAAAA
Anolis sagrei ordinatus is the source of this 1010-nucleotide messenger RNA. RefSeq names its product transmembrane protein 14C-like. Gene Ontology annotation, biological process: regulation of heme biosynthetic process. Lineage: Eukaryota; Metazoa; Chordata; Lepidosauria; Squamata; Anolidae. Gene Ontology annotation, cellular component: mitochondrial membrane. The record is from RefSeq and is a predicted model, not a curated record.